GCAUUUUGAAUACGUUGUAAACUUGCAAGCAUUCAUCACGUGUCCUGUAUUUAUUGUAAUCAAUUGUAAUGUUAAUGCUUUUGUAACACGUCGAACGUUAUCGGUUACUUUAUGUAUUUUCAUUGUAUGAAAUUUUUAAAUCACAUCAUCACAUACCAGUUUUAAGAUAUGAUCCAGCAUCGUACCGAGUAAUAUUUAAUUGUGAUUAGUAAAGCCAGGCAUAAAAGAAAAGAAAAUACUAAUCAAAAUUUAUAUUUAAUUGCAUCGUUACAUAACUGGUUAGGACGAAGGUUAAGCGUAGGUCAUCUUUCAAAUACAGUCAAAUGCUUUUUUGAGUUCUGACGUCUAAGGAAGAAAAAAAUAUGCCCGAAAAUAUUAAUCCUUCGGUACCGCUCAUAGGAGCGAUAGACGAAGGUACAAGCAGCGCCAGAUUUUUAAUAUUUGACGUAUUACGUGGGAAAGUAGUGACAUCGCAUCAAAUAGAGAUUAAGCAAAGAUGUCCACAAGAAGGAUGGGUAGAACAAGACCCAAAAGAGAUCUUACAAGCUGUCAGAGAGUGUAUAAAAAAGGCAAUAGAAAAGUUACACGACAUUGGCUUAAAUGCAUCGAAUAUCAAAGCCGUUGGGAUCACUAAUCAGAGAGAAACUACUUUAGUAUGGGAUAAAGAAACAGGAGAACCAUUGCACAAUGCAAUUGUGUGGCAUGAUAUGAGAACAACUACAACUUUGGAAGAUAUAUUAGAUAGUAUACCUAAUAAAACAAGAAACCAAAAUUAUUUAAAACCACUUUGUGGACUUCCAAUGUCUCCAUAUUUCAGUGCUCUUAAAAUACGUUGGCUUAUUGACAAUAUACCACGUGUCAAACAAGCUGUAGAUGCAGAGAGAUGUGCUUUUGGAACAAUUGACACGUGGCUCAUUUGGAAUCUUACGAAAGGUUCAUUACAUGUAACAGAUGUUUCAAAUGCAUCUCGUACCAUGUUGAUGAACAUAGAAACUCUAAAGUGGGAUCCUUUGUUGUGUCGAUUUUUUGGAAUUCCACAUCACAUUCUACCUGAAAUACGAUCUAGUUCCGAAGUAUAUGGAAUAGUCUCAAACCCUGAAGUCCUUGCUGGUGUACCUAUAGCUGGGUGUAUAGGUGAUCAACAAGGAGCUUUACUUGGUCAAUUAUGUUUAAAGCCUGGACAAGCAAAAGCCACUUAUGGAACUGGUUGUUUUCUACUUUAUAAUACCGGAAACAUCAAAGUAGAUUCACAUCACGGACUUAUAACAACUAUUGCUUAUAAAAUCGGUAAAUCUCCAGCAAUUUAUGCGUUAGAAGGCUCUGUUGCCGUCGCCGGAGCAGCCUUAUCAUGGUUGCGAGAUAAUCUGCAACUCUUCAGUAGCUUUAGUCAGGUGCAGGAGAUGGCAGAAAGUGUAAGUUCUUCUGGAGACGUGUAUUUUGUACCUGCCUUCUCUGGUUUAUAUGCACCUUAUUGGCAACAGGAUGCGCGGGGAGUAAUAUGUGGUAUCACCGAAGAUACACAGGACUUUCAUAUUGUUCGAGCAGCGUUAGAAGCUGUCUGUUUUCAAACAAGAGAUAUUUUGGAAGCAAUGGUAAAAGAUUCUGGAACGAAAUUAACUACGUUAUUAGUCGAUGGUGGAAUGACUGUAAAUAAUUUGCUCAUGCAACUACAAGCGGAUCUCGUUGGAAUAAAUGUUGUAAGACCCAAUAUGGUGGAAACAACAGCGUUAGGAGCCGCUAUACUAGCUGGCGUUGGUAUCGGUAUUAUUGAUAUUAAUGAACUGGAUGCAUCGCAUGUCACAAAGUUCACACCUGCUAUUGGAGAAGAUGAACGAGACUUGAGGUACUGUAAGUGGAAAAUGGCUAUAGAAAGGUCAAUGAAGUGGGAUUGUGCUACCUCAUCCUUCAACAAUUAACUGAAGUGCAUACAAAAUGCUAUAUCUGAGUUGGAAUACCUGUACAUGAAACGAUUCAAUUAUUGAACGCUACUAUGUAGCUUUCAGGUAUAGCAUAACGUAGUACAUGUACGCUGCGCUCAAUUUAGGAGUUUAACACAAACUGAGGGCCCAAUAUGUAUGUAGUACAUAAAAUAACUUGUUAAAUAUGUGCAACAUGUAUGCAAAAAUGGAAGAAACAUGUAUUAAUUUAGAAAGUGUUCUAUAUGUUUUAUUGAUAAAUAUGUUAAUGUAUUGUUACAAAUGUUUGUUAUUUCUUAUUAAAGAAAAUUAUUGUUGUCCCACACAUUAACUAAA
Messenger RNA from Hylaeus anthracinus, 2252 nucleotides. RefSeq names its product glycerol kinase (gene Gk1). Bases 363 to 1916 code for a protein of 517 amino acids. Gene Ontology annotation, cellular component: mitochondrion. Gene Ontology annotation, molecular function: glycerol kinase activity. The record is from RefSeq and is a predicted model, not a curated record. NCBI's taxonomy places the organism in Eukaryota, Metazoa, Arthropoda, Insecta, Hymenoptera, Colletidae. The transcript has 11 exons. Gene Ontology annotation, biological process: glycerol metabolic process; triglyceride metabolic process; glycerol-3-phosphate biosynthetic process.